UCUCCGACUCCAAUCUCGUGGCGUCUCUCUCCUUUUGUUUCUGCGUCGUCUCUCUGUGAAGAAUCUCUGUUCGGAGGAAAGAGGAAAGGUAGCAGCGAUGUCGGGAAGAGGCAAGGGAGGAAAGGGCUUGGGCAAGGGAGGAGCCAAGAGGCACAGGAAGGUGCUGAGGGAUAACAUCCAGGGAAUCACCAAGCCCGCCAUUCGUCGCCUUGCUCGCAGGGGAGGCGUCAAGCGCAUCAGCGGCCUCAUCUACGAAGAAACCAGAGGGGUUCUGAAGAUCUUCCUCGAGAACGUCAUCCGCGAUGCCGUGACGUACACGGAGCACGCCAGGAGGAAGACGGUGACGGCCAUGGACGUCGUCUACGCCCUCAAGAGGCAGGGAAGGACCCUCUACGGUUUCGGCGGUUAGAGGGCUUCUCUUUCCUUUGUUCUCUUCUUGGUUGGUUUUGCCCCUUUCGGUUGCUCUGGGUUGUAAUCGUCCUUGGUGAUGGGGACGUCUGAAUCUGUCAAUCUCAAUCUGUUAAUGAAGAAAACGCUUCGUUCUUUUUUA
Molecule: messenger RNA, 550 nt
Organism: Nymphaea colorata (pocket water lily)
Lineage: Eukaryota; Viridiplantae; Streptophyta; Magnoliopsida; Nymphaeales; Nymphaeaceae
Product: histone H4
Exons: 1
Coding region: 98-409 (103 amino acids)
Biological process (GO): nucleosome assembly
Cellular component (GO): nucleosome
Molecular function (GO): structural constituent of chromatin; protein heterodimerization activity; DNA binding
Source: RefSeq, a predicted model, not a curated record